Condylura cristata (star-nosed mole) is the source of this 646-nucleotide messenger RNA. RefSeq names its product cellular retinoic acid binding protein 1 (gene CRABP1). The coding region runs from base 1 to 555 and encodes 184 amino acids. The record is from RefSeq and is a predicted model, not a curated record. Lineage: Eukaryota; Metazoa; Chordata; Mammalia; Eulipotyphla; Talpidae. The transcript has 3 exons.
AUGGUGUCCAGGCCCGAGCUGGUGUGGCCUGAACGUCCAGCCACAGCCACGCUUGUGAACGCAGGGUCCAGGCACGAAGCGCCCGGCGAGGGCAGGGGCCUCGCCCGGCCGGGCAGUCCUGGGGCAGAUCCCGCUGCGGGCAGCAGGAGCGGCUGGCCUGGGGACCUCACACCAGUGCGCUGGCGGUCCUGGUCCCUGCCGGACACCCAGCAGCACCGCAGCCCCCUCCGCCUCUGGUGGGGGCGGGGCAACGCUUGUGCUUGGGCACGUGGGGUGUGUGGGUCUGUGGGGGGCGCCCCUGUGGGGGCGCGUGGGGGCGCCCCUGUGGGCGUCAGGCAGCACAGGGCCACGCCUGCCUGUCGCCAGCGGCUUCACCUGCCCGCUCUGCAGAGUCUGGCCACCUGGGAGAGUGAGAACAAGAUCCGCUGCACACAGACGCUGCUGGAAGGGGACGGCCCCAAAACCUACUGGACCCGGGAGCUGGCCAACGACGAGCUCAUCCUGACCUUCGGCGCCGACGACGUGGUCUGCACGAGAAUCUACGUGCGGGAGUGAAGGGCCACCUCGUCCUGCAGGGCGUGGACACACGUCUGGACCCCGAGGGCCAAGCCAUCGCUGCUCCCCCAGCCCCUGUAGGCCCGGCCCC